Orbilia oligospora ATCC 24927 is the source of this 483-nucleotide messenger RNA. RefSeq lists its product as uncharacterized. The transcript is spliced from 4 exons. Bases 1 to 483 code for a protein of 160 amino acids. The record is from RefSeq and is a predicted model, not a curated record. Lineage: Eukaryota; Fungi; Ascomycota; Orbiliomycetes; Orbiliales; Orbiliaceae.
AUGUCUGCCAACGAGGAGAACAAAUGGCGCCGUCGUCAAUCCACCCAGAAUAAUAGCGCCUCGCCAUCUCCCACUCCCUCCCAGAACUACAACCAGCCUCGUCGCUCCGACUCACGAUCUUCUUCUUACCAGUCCCAGAAUAAUCGAAACUUCUCUAAUAAUAACGCUAAUAAUUCACCUGGUUUCUCGGGCGGUAUGGUUGACGAACAUGCACCCGUGAACGGGUUCAAUGCGAAGGAGCUAAGGGAUCUCCUUGCCAAAGGAUACACGGACGCAGUUGCUGGUUCUCAAGCUGCUGGAGACGACAAGCCUGUUCUAUAUAAGAAUAACGAUAAGGGGUGGACUACCCAGAGCAAGUCUUCGCCGUGGGGCCAGAAUAAGCAUACCAUGGCCAACGGUGUCGACUUUCUGACCCGCCUUAGAAAGGGGGUCACUGCGCUAUCUGCAAAUGGCGGGGCCAAGGAUGGGAAGUUUGGGGGCUAA